AUGUCGUCUUCCUUACGUCAGAAGUCUUUUCAGAAUUCCAUUGGGUUCAUGUUCGAUGACUUUCUCAACGUGGGAUGGAAGGUGCCCUCCUUCCUUGAUUCUAUUUCACACCGAAAUCCCGAAGACCCAGCCAACGGCCCAUUUCAGCACGCAAACAACAUGCGAGACCAACCCCUGUACCUCUACUUCAACCAGGACCCUGCCAUGGGCGCUCGUUUUGGGGGCAUGAUUCAGAUGUACAAUGCCGGGAAGCCUUUCUUCUGGGAAGACAAUUUCUACCCACUACAGGAACGACUGUGCAAAGAUGGUCCAACAACCGACGACGAUAUCCUUCUGGUCGAUAUCGGCGGCGGGGAUGCAGGCGACCUCGGCAGAUUGCGCAAAGCCUUUCCAGACCUGAAGGGCCGGCUGAUUCUGCAGGAGCUGGCGUAUAUCGUGGACAGAAGCGAGCGGGAUGGGUUCGAAGCCCAAGUGGGCGACUGGAACGAGCUCCAACCAGUCAAAGGAGCGCGAGAAUACAUGCUUCACCACAUUCUACACGACUUCAGCAGUGAUGAUGACUGCCGUCGUAUCCUCAACAACAUCAUUCCGGCUAUGGAAAAGGGAUUCUCCAAACUGCUGAUCAAGGACCUCAUGAUCCCCGACCGUAACGCACCCUGGGCGUUCACGGCCAUGGAUGUCAACGUCAUGCAAUCCGUUUGCGGGCAGGAACGCACCGAGUCACAGUUCCGCAGCCUUCUCGAGUCGGUCGGGCUCAAGAUCGCCGGUGUAUGGAGACAUGAGAAGGCGCUAGACGUGGUGAUUGAAGCGGAGUUGCCCUAG
Cyphellophora europaea CBS 101466 is the source of this 822-nucleotide messenger RNA. RefSeq lists its product as uncharacterized. The coding region runs from base 1 to 822 and encodes 273 amino acids. NCBI's taxonomy places the organism in Eukaryota, Fungi, Ascomycota, Eurotiomycetes, Chaetothyriales, Cyphellophoraceae. The transcript is spliced from 3 exons. The record is from RefSeq and is a predicted model, not a curated record. Gene Ontology annotation, molecular function: O-methyltransferase activity.